UUGGUAUUGGUACAUUUGGUACAAGUUAGUUAUACUUGGCGUAUAUAUUUAUUUGGUGUGGUGAUAGAUGUGAUGGAUCCCUGUUGCUGCUGCCUCCAGUGUCCUCCGGACAAGGACCUGACGACGCCGUUCACACAUAACGGCAAAACAGACACAUAUUACGAUUUGUUCAAAGAAUGUUUCAAUUUACAUCUGGUAGUGGGCGGCGCGGGUGCGUGCGACAUCUGCUCGGCGUGCGUGGGCCGCCUGCGAGACGCGAGCGACUUCAAGCUGCAAGUACAGCGCAGCCAGGCGGAGCUGCAGGCACGGCUUGAUAAAGCAGAGUCUGCGGUCAAGUUUGAGCCGGCUGAUGAUAGCGCAGAUGAUGACUCUUUGUUGUUAUAUGAUGAGCCUAUAGAGAAGUUGGAGAUGCUUGAUGAAGACGAGACUGGAGAAGUGUUGGGUGGAAAUACUCUAAUCAAGUCGGAGAUGUGUGAUGAUGCGACGAGUGACUCGACGACGGGUGAGUUCACAAGUCACACCACAAGUGUUGAGUCGGAUGUUGGGAUCAAUGACGUAAUUGUAGGGUGGCAAAGCGGGCAAAUGUGUUCGGACGGCAUCUCCGCCGGCGCCAGGGAACAGCUCGCGAUGGCUUGUUCCGUGGUGCUCGUGCGCCUCCGCGACGAAGCGACCGUUCACAGUGGAGAUGAACCAUACACAUGCGAACACUGUGGUGCAGUCAGAAAGCAUCCUUGCUAUUACAUCAAAUGA
This is a messenger RNA of Cydia strobilella, 750 nucleotides long. RefSeq lists its product as uncharacterized. Gene Ontology annotation, molecular function: zinc ion binding. The record is from RefSeq and is a predicted model, not a curated record. The transcript is spliced from 7 exons. Bases 73 to 750 code for a protein of 225 amino acids. NCBI's taxonomy places the organism in Eukaryota, Metazoa, Arthropoda, Insecta, Lepidoptera, Tortricidae. Gene Ontology annotation, cellular component: nucleus.